Molecule: messenger RNA, 849 nt
Organism: Symbiodinium natans
Lineage: Eukaryota; Dinophyceae; Suessiales; Symbiodiniaceae
Source: the annotation of a GenBank genome assembly
AUGGAACCAUCCACGGCUGCCGGCUCUCUCUACGCCCUUGCAUUGCUGGACUUCGGCAGUGAUGGAACAGCUGCGGCCUUGGCUUCGACUGCACUUCCCCGAUGCCUGGGCCAUGCCUCACAGCAGGAGCUCGUGAACAUCACCUUUGCCCUCGUGGUUCUGGAUCUUCCCCAGGGGGAACUCUUCUCCUUCGCGCUCCAGCGCCUUGCAAAACAGGCACGUGGCUUGGAGCCCAUCGCGAUACAUGCCUUGCGUAUCGUGGCCCAUUGCGUGCAGCUGCCUCAAGCUCUGCGUCCGCUGAUGCGUGCUUCCGUCGAGGACACGGAAGUCCGGCGCCGUUGCGUCGGAGCGCUGCGGGAGGUCCUCACAGCUACCAAAGAUGUGGCAAUUGGGUCUCCACCCAUGAGCUCUCGGCUCCAAGCCGCCCUGGAGCGCUACUUCCAAGAGCUGCAAGUACCCCACCUGCCCGAGCAGGCUGUUGGCCCCUAUGUGCCGGACUUUGUGUUGCCGAUGAAGGUAGCGGUGGAAGUGGAUGGCUACACGCACUUCUACGCUUUUUCCCAGCGCAUGACGGCCAAAUCAAAGCUGAAGCGGCGCGUGCUGGAAGCUUUGGGCUGGGGUGUUGUCAGCCUGCCGCACUUCCAAUGGCUGCCGAUGAAUCACCAGGACCGGCUCGUGUGCCUCUCGAACAAAAUCUCCGUGGCAGCAGGGCAACCCUUCUCUGUCGUGAGGAAAGCUUCUCUGCAAGGUUUUGGCCAUCGACCUCUGCGACGCGGUACGCGGCAACGCUUUGCUCAACAGGACAAGCCUCCGGGCAGGGGCCAGUUUGCACCCACUUCGAGACGCUGA